UUUAAAUUAGAUGCAAAACACUAUUUAUCUCUUAAUUGCGUGGACAUUUCCAAACAAUUCCACAGCGCUUUUGAGUUUUCUUCUGAUUUUCCGUUUGGCAAAAACACCAAAAACAGGUCCUAACGCAUAGAUUUGGGACAUAUUCGCAUUUAAUAUCUCCUCCUCUGCUACCCAUAUACGUUCAUUGUGUAUAUAUAUAGUCGCAGGUACGCACUGUUUGUACCUCUUUCUUGUUGGAGAAAGAAACCCCAUUCACAUUCAGGGAUUUUGGCCAAGCUUGGCUACGCUUGUGGGAAAUUUGGGGAAGCUGCUUUUUGUUUUCUGUUUUUAAUGGAAGGUAUGAGUAGCGCUUGAAGCAGCAGCCAUGCCUAGACGAGCAAACGGAGGGAAAAGCUCGGGUCCCAAGGGUUCGAAUAACGGUCAGAGUAAUGGUAAUGGGAUUAUUAAGAAAAGUCCCGUCCAGAUGCUUUAUGAUCUCUGUGUUGAGACCUUUUCGCCUCACGGAACGUUGCCUACACCGGAAGCCAUUGAGAAAUUGCGAUCGUUUUUAGAUACAAUUAAACCUUCUGAUCUGGGGCUCAAAGAGGUUGCAUCAGUACAGGAUGUAAGCAGUACACCUGUUGGGCGGCCAACAAUGCGAAAGGGGAAGGGCCGACGCCCUGUCAACAAAGGACCUGUCAACAAAGGAGCUGAAUUUGCACCACCUAUCACAUACUUGCAUGUUUAUGAAUGUGAUAGUUUUUCGAUUGGUAUAUUUUGUCUUCCAAAAUCAGGUGUUCUUCCUCUUCACAAUCAUCCAGGAAUGACCGUCUUAAGCAAGAUUCUUUAUGGGUCGAUGCAUAUAAAAUCUUAUGAUUGUGUUGAAUUGCCUCAAGACAUCCAACAUAUUUCUGAUCCUCCACAAUCAAUAUUAGCCAAAAAAAAGGUUAAUACAGUUUAUUCAUCCCCCUGUGAACCUUCUAUAUUAUGUCCAAGAACUGGAGGUAAUAUACAUUCGUUCACAGCAGUGACCUCUUGUGCUGUACUUGAUGUUCUUGCUCCUCCUUAUUCUGAUAAGGAUGGAAGACAUUGCACAUAUUAUCGGGAUUAUCCAUAUUCAAGACAACCUGGACUCUCUGAGAAUGGAAAUGCAUGUGACGAUGAACAAAGUUAUGUGUGGUUGGAGGAGAUAGAAAGGCCAGAUGACUUUUUUGUUAAAGGGGGACAAUACAUGGGCCCAAGAAUUGAGCCUUGAUGACUAUGAAUGUAUAUUGUUGAUGUCUUAAAAUGGCAGAAUCCAUUCUCGAGUAUACAGUUUCAAUCUUGUCAUUUCCAUAUGGAUGGUCUCGACUUCAAUGACGAAAAAUGGUUUACUUGCAACUCCUAAAGGGGUCACUGUAGGAACUGAUCAUGUAGGCAUGAGACAUUCUAUUAUGCUGUACGUUGAAUCCCGUUUAGAGUUCAUUCUCUAAGUGUACAACGAAGUUGUAUUUUAAUGAUAUGCACUCCUGUAGAUAUGAAACAAUUUUCACUUGUUGAUAAAUGUAAUGAGAAAUUCUUGCCCA
Molecule: messenger RNA, 1544 nt
Organism: Cryptomeria japonica (Japanese cedar)
Lineage: Eukaryota; Viridiplantae; Streptophyta; Pinopsida; Cupressales; Cupressaceae
Product: plant cysteine oxidase 4
Exons: 5
Coding region: 365-1234 (289 amino acids)
Molecular function (GO): oxidoreductase activity, acting on single donors with incorporation of molecular oxygen, incorporation of two atoms of oxygen
Source: RefSeq, a predicted model, not a curated record